Messenger RNA from Ooceraea biroi (clonal raider ant), 2739 nucleotides. Its product is annotated as facilitated trehalose transporter Tret1-2 homolog. Gene Ontology annotation, cellular component: membrane. The record is from RefSeq and is a predicted model, not a curated record. Lineage: Eukaryota; Metazoa; Arthropoda; Insecta; Hymenoptera; Formicidae. Gene Ontology annotation, biological process: transmembrane transport. Gene Ontology annotation, molecular function: transmembrane transporter activity.
ACGUUAUGUAAUAUUAAAUGUAUAUAAUAUAAAAGUAUCACAUAGAAAUUAUGAGAAUUUAAGUUACUUACUUACUUAUGAUCUAAAAUUGAUUUAAAUUUCAAUCUGAAAUAUAUAUAUGGAUAUCUUACUCUCAAUAUACAAAAAUCAGUUUUUUUAUCUAAAUUUAAUUUAAAAAUAUCCCUAAUCAAAAACAGAUAUACAGGACAUUUUUUGAUAAAGUAGAAUCAAUUCAAAUUUAUCAAAUCAAAUUUCAAAAAUAUUCCUGCUGUUCCUUCGCAAUAGCGCAUAGAUACUUCAUUAAAUUUUUCGUUAAAGCGAUAUAAAUUCAUUAUUGAACUAAGUUAAUUUUUUCAAGUCUAAGUUGAAGAUAGUGAUCAGACAUUUCUAUUUAUUUCUCGUGAGGGCACCUCGGAUGGCCACGACUUAGAAGGGCGCCUCGCGAGAAUAGCGUCGAGCGUUUCGAGAGAGCUCUCUAGCUGCCUUUGCCGCGACGCUAUAAAUGCGAAGGCGCAGACGAAAAUCGUUUCAGUGUCGAGCACGAAAAAAGCCGCAGCGGUGUGCACGUCGACGGUAACCAGCUUCUCGACACGCACAACGCGAUCAGUCUCCCACGUGCAUCCAUUCGCGGAUCUGCAUUUCCCACUACAAAUAAAAGAAUCUCGCGAUGUGACGGGGGUAAUUUCGCGCAAAUUUAUUAUUUCGCAAAACGCGGCCGCGGAUAUUGUAUAUAACACAUAAAUGCAUCUCUGACAACCAGUGUUUUUCGCUGCAAAAACUCGGACUUCCGACAGAUUUGCCCACUCGUGUCUCCUCACGCGAGUGAUUACAAAUCGGUCCGAGCUGCAAUUGUCAUCGGGCAAUCUUCUCCAGGCAGUUACCAUUAAUUUGCAUUAAUCUGUGCAGCUAAAACGCUCGCGAAUUAUAGUGAGUAAACAGCGAAUAGAUUUUACAUCGCCACUAGACUUCUUGGGAUGAGUUAAGCGGUGCAGAUACUCUCAGAUUCUUCGUUUCCACCGAGAUGGAAGAGGGACGACGCAAAGAUCGUGCGAGAUAUUAGAGAGAAAUAUCUCUUUGCUCAUUGCCGAUAGUGCGACUGAUAAUUACAAGAAGCCUGUACGUGCAUCGACGUGCAUGAUGAUUACUCAAACAAAGCUCUGGUGGAAAAUCCUUUGCUCUGGCGACAAGAAAGGUAUCCUCGCGGGCUUGGCCGCGCAUUCUGGCCAGAUCUCCGUAGGGCUGUCGCAAGGAUACAGCGCGAUCCUGAUACCAAAGCUGUUGGAGUCGAAUUUCGCGGAUCAGUCUCAAGCCUCGUGGAUCGCAUCCCUAGGCGUCGCCUCCAAUCCGCUCGGCGCUCUCGUUGCGGGUCUCUUCGCGGAGUAUUUCGGACGCAGAUCCGCGAUUGCUUUGGCCACGCUACCGCACGUCGUUGGCUGGCUGCUGAUCACAUUAUCGAGGAGCGUGCCGAUGCUAUACGCUGGCAGAUUCGUCAGCGGCAUCGGCACGGGCAUGGCCAAUGGACUGUAUCUCUACGUCAGUGAGACAGCAGCUCCAAAUCAAAGAGCUUGGCUAGCAAGCUGCGGGCCAAUUUUGGUCUCUGUGGGCGUUCUAAUAGUAUAUACCCUGGGUGCAAUCACGACGUGGGAACGCACUGCCGCCUUUAGCAUCGCUCCCGCGAUUCUGUCGCUCGCAUUGACACGGAUGUUACCGGAAUCUCCCGCCUGGCUGGCAUCGAGAGGUCGAACGCAGGAGGCCAAAGAAGCCCUUCUAUGGCUACGAGGUCCAGGAUUGAACGUCGAUAAGGAGUACCAAGAGCUUUGCGAAACGAACGCGAAGCGAAAAGAGAAGAAAGAGAGCAUACUGCAAGCGUUGCACAUGCCCAACGUAUGGAAACCGUUCCUGAUACUCUUCAUCUUCUUCGCCCUUCAACAGCUCUCCGGCAUUUACGUGAUCUUGUUUUACGCUGUAAACGUGCUGAGGGACAUCGACAUCGAUGUGAACGAUUAUGCGGCCAGUGUCGGUAUAGCUUCUAUCAGACUAUUUGCGUCAAUCUUCGGAGCUGGACUAGCGAACAAUUUAGGCAGACGGGUCCUAGCGUUCGUCAGCGGUUUUGGUAUGGCUGUCGCGGCCAUGGGAAUUGCUCUCACGUUCAGGUUCAAUUUUCCGUCAUGGGUGCCUCUACUCUGCAUCGGCGCUCACGUAGGUGCAUCCAUGAUUGGUUUCCUCACGCUACCAUGGGUGAUGACAUCAGAGUUGUACCCACUGAGAUUCAGGGGUGGCUUGGGUGGUCUCACGACCAGCAUCGCGCAAAUGCUGACGUUCGUUACGAUCAAAAUGUAUCCAGAUCUAAACGCCGUCAUUGGUUUGAAAUACACGAUGUGGAUAUUCAGUGCGGCUAGUCUAUUAGGCGCCAUCUUCGCCUUAACGAUAUUACCGGAGACGCGGGGACGCAGUCUCGAUGACAUCGAGAUGAAAUUUUGCAGCAAGUCGAAUUGGACGGAGCAAACGGCCUGCAAGAUCUUCUCAAACAUGUUACAGCCGAAGAAUAUCACCCUUCAGCGAUUCACAUCGAUCUCGGAGGAAAAACAGUCGAGUGUCCUAACGAACGCGUACGUCUACGACAAUUUCUGCUUGGAGUUAUCUCCGGAGAACUUGGACAAAGAUACCAAAGCAUCUCAAAAGGAAUUGAGUCAAGAUCAACAAGUUAUAAACAUCGCACUUGAACACGUGUGCCUUUAA